AUGAUUAAUUGGCAAUCUCUUUUUUAUAACUUGUGCAAUCAAAAAAGCACUGUCAUUCAAUUUCCAUAUAUAUUACAAAACAUUUACCCAACUGAAUAUGAGUUUCAAGAUAAAGAGUUACGAGCAUGGCGAGCGAUGUUUUUUGCUUGUGAGUGUAUUAAUAUAACACUUGUUUCAAAAAAAGAAUUAUUCAUAGAAUUUUGGAGCAAAGUAUCAAAUCCUACUGCAGACAGGGAGUUGUUAAAAAGUUUUUAUGAAAAUAAUCUUAUGCAAUUAAAUAAAAAAAUUUCAGCACCAGUACCAGAACCACAACCAAAUCUGCAAGAUAUAACAUUCUGGGAUAUCUUUAGAGAAACCUUGCUUUUAAACAAAAGAGGGUCAGAUGAUAAAGAUAAUGUUAAAAUGAGUUCAUACCAUGUGGAUCCAAAAACAGAAUUGCCAAUUCUAUAUUUAAGUGAUAAUAAAAGUGAAUUAUGGAAGAAGUUUAGUGAAACUUAUCCAAAUAGUAUGAAAAGAAAUAAUUUUAUAGCACGACUGAGUAAUUCUACAAAUCUUAAAUACCGUGAGAACCUUGGUG
Molecule: messenger RNA, 577 nt
Organism: Racocetra persica
Lineage: Eukaryota; Fungi; Glomeromycota; Glomeromycetes; Diversisporales; Gigasporaceae
Source: the annotation of a GenBank genome assembly